This is a messenger RNA of Echinops telfairi (small Madagascar hedgehog), 1104 nucleotides long. Its product is annotated as P2Y purinoceptor 3-like. The transcript has a single exon. The coding region runs from base 1 to 1104 and encodes 367 amino acids. Gene Ontology annotation, cellular component: plasma membrane. Gene Ontology annotation, biological process: G protein-coupled receptor signaling pathway. Lineage: Eukaryota; Metazoa; Chordata; Mammalia; Afrosoricida; Tenrecidae. Gene Ontology annotation, molecular function: G protein-coupled receptor activity. The record is from RefSeq and is a predicted model, not a curated record.
AUGAACACCUCCCAGGAGGACGGCCUCUGCUUCUCCGAGGACUACAAGCAGAUCUAUCUCCCUCUGACCUACAGCGUCAUCUUCCUGCUGGCGCUCCCCCUGAACGGCGCUGUCUUGUGGCUCUCUUGGCGCCAAAGCAAGCGCUGGAGCUGUGCCACCAUCUACCUGGUGAACCUGAUGGUGGCCGACCUGCUCUAUGUCUUCACCCUGCCCUUCCUCAUUGUCGCCUACUCCCUGGGUGACUGGUGGCCCUUCGGGGACCUGCUCUGCCGGCUGGUGCGCUUCCUGUUCUACACCAACCUCUACGGCAGCAUCCUGCUACUGACCUGCAUCUCGGUGCACCGCUUCCUGGGAGUGUGCCACCCGCUGCGCUCACUGCCCUACCGGACCCGGCAGCUCGCCCUGCUGGGCGCGGCCACCACGUGGGCGCUGGUGGUCGUGCAGCUGCUGCCCACCCUGGCCUUCUCCCACACGGACUACGUGGACGGCCAGAUGGUCUGCUACGACAUGACCAGCCCGGCUCUCUUCGAUAGCUUUUUUGUGUAUGGGAUGGUGCUGACGGUGUCCGGUUUCGUCCUUCCCUCCGUGGUCAUCCUGCUCUGCUACUGGAGGAUGGUCAGGAGCCUCAGCAAGCCCCAGGAGGGCCUGGCGAGGACGGGCAGCGGGGCCCGGGCCAAGUCGGUCCGCACCAUCUUGCUGGUGUGCACCCUCUUCACACUCUGCUUCGUGCCCUUCCACGUGGCUCGCUCCAUCUACCUGGUGGUGCGGUUCCUGCCCUCGCAGGACUGCCGGCUCCUGAUGGGCGCCAGCCUGGCCUACAAGCUGUGGAGGCCCCUGGUGAGCGCCAACAGCUGCGUCAACCCUGUCCUGUACUUCCUGUGCCGCGGGGCCAACCGAGGAAGGCUUUUCCAGGAGCUGAGAAAUAACAAGGUGGGUGAGCCACAGGCAGGAGCCACGGGGGCCACGGCCACGGACGGGCGGCUCUGGGUGGUGUCCCCAGGAGGCUGGAGGGAGCGCGGAGCAAAGACACUGACAAUGACCCCUAAGUGUCCAGUCCUAUUCUGGGGGAGAGCGUCUCACGACCUCCCAGAAGCGCCCUACUAA